Vombatus ursinus (common wombat) is the source of this 5757-nucleotide messenger RNA. RefSeq names its product vascular endothelial growth factor receptor kdr-like. Gene Ontology annotation, molecular function: transmembrane receptor protein tyrosine kinase activity; ATP binding. The transcript is spliced from 30 exons. Gene Ontology annotation, cellular component: signaling receptor complex. The record is from RefSeq and is a predicted model, not a curated record. The coding region runs from base 31 to 4011 and encodes 1326 amino acids. Gene Ontology annotation, biological process: multicellular organism development; protein phosphorylation; cell surface receptor protein tyrosine kinase signaling pathway. NCBI's taxonomy places the organism in Eukaryota, Metazoa, Chordata, Mammalia, Diprotodontia, Vombatidae.
GUGAGUGAAGCUUGCACGUCGCGCCCGAAGAUGCUGCGGCUGUGUUGCGGGGCCGUCCCGGCCGCGCUGCUCCUGCUCGCCUGGCUCUGCGUUCUAGGUCUUGCUAAUAAUGAAGAGGCCCUGAUAAAACCCAAACUGAGCUUCCUGGGGGACCAAGUGGUGAUCCCAGCCGGUUCCCUGUUCGAUGUAACUUGCAGGGGAUCUGCUUCACUAGCCUGGCACUGGGGCAACAGCUCUUACAGUGGCUCCUUUCGCAUAUCUGAGCGCCGGUGCUCUGAUGACCCUCUACUCAUCUGCAACCAGCUCACCAUCUUCAGCAUGGUGGCCAGUGAUACCGGCUAUUUCACCUGUAGCUACAGGGACAGCUCUGAUUCGGAGGACCCAAGUUUCAUGACCAGGGUGUACGUGUAUGUCAAAAAUGACAGCCAGCCCUUUGUGCAAAGAUACUAUGACGAGCCACUGGUGAUCACUGUGUUUUCUGGAGCACAGGAAGUGAUUGUGCCCUGCCGAGUCACUUCCCCUGACCUAAAUGUCAAGCUGGAUCUGUUCAACCCAGGCAAGUUCAACUAUACGAGCAAGGACUGGAACCCCCAGAAAGGCUUCACCAUCAUCCGCCCAUCCUUCCAGUUCUUCAGCAGUCUGCUCCAGUGUGUGACGAAAGUCAAUGGGAAGACCCACGUCUCCCUCUACCUGCCCCAGAAAGUGGAAACCAAAAAAGAGAAUAUCUCCAUCAGAGUCAAUCACCAAAAACUGCUCGCGGGUGAAACCCUGAGUCUGUCCUGCACUGCCGAGACCACCUUUAAUGGGCGCAUCAAGCUUGACUGGGAGUACAAGAGGAAAGGGAACAAGGCAAAUCCCAGGUGCUGUGAAAUUAAGAGGAACAUGGACCAGAGGACCCCUGUGUACAAAAGCUACAGUAACCUGACCAUCUGGAAUGUGACUGUGGAGGAUAGUGGACUUUACCGAUGUCAGGAAGGCAAUGGUUCAAGUCUCCAAGCCAGCAUUAACAUCACUGUGCUGGAGAAAGCAUAUAUCAAUGUGACCUACAGACGGAACACUGUCUAUGAGGUGACUUCUGGCCAUGGCAUGCAGAAGCUAUCUGUAAGAGUGGAUGCCUUUCCUAGGCCCAAUGUCACCUGGUACAAGGACGGCCAGCUGAUCCCAGAAAACCUUACCUACCAUUCAGACCCGUUAAGGUACAGACUCACCAUCACAGAUGUGAAAGUGAAGCAUUCUGGGAAUUAUACCAUUGUCCUGAGCAACACCCAGCACAGCCUCCAAGAAAACCGAACCAUCCAACUACUUGUCUAUGAGAGACCCAAGAUCUAUGAAAAGGAGACAGACCUGAACAAGACUCAGCCGGUAUUUCUGGGCAGUGAACACAUCCUCCGCUGUACGUCAAGUGGUACCCCGCCACCAACCUUUCGAUGGGCUUGGGAGCCGUGCAUCACCAGCGAUGCUUUGUGCAGGGAACGAGGGAAGAGAAUUGAGCUUUCCAAAGCUACUCUUGAGAAAGGCCUGUACGAUGUCAACCAAAUCCAGUCCAUCGAGGAGACGAUUAUAUCGAGUGGGGAUAGGAACAAGACCCUGAGUAUGCUGACCAUCACUUCUAGCACGAGCUCUGGAGUUUACUUCUGCACCGCUUACAACAAGGUUGGCCGGGACGAGAGAGUUAUGAAGGUCUACGUCUCAGAUGUGCCAGGGCACGUGGAAACCCGACCUCAGGUCUUGGCAAUCGAGGGCCAUGACGCUAAGCUCACCUGCAGAGCAGCCAGAUAUGUCUACGAUGGCCUAGCGUGGUUCAAUCCGUUUGGAGAAAAGGUUCCUACCUCAUCUACCGAGAGGCGAGUGAACAAAUACUCCAUUUCCUUGACUCUGACGAUUCGAAACGUGUCCCGCCAGCAGGAAGGACAGUACAAGUGCAAGGCCUGGUACCAGAGGAACACCACGGCCAUGCUGGAAAGGACUGCUAGACUCUUCACCAGAGAAAAAGUUGCGCCUUAUGUCAUAGAGAACCUCACAGACCUGGAUGUGAACAGCAGUGGCAAGAUUGUGCUACAGUGUAAAGUGGGAGGGACCCCAACACCUGGCAUCACUUGGUUGAAGAACGGGAAUGCCAUCCUGCCAGCCUCAGGCAUCUCCUUGGAGAACAACACCCUGGUUAUUGAACGAGCUAAGAAGGAUGAUGAAGGCACCUACAAAUGCAAAGCCACCAAUGAGAUAGGACAAGUCAGCACCUCAGCCCUUAUUACUGUGGCAGGUUCCGAGGAGCGCUCCAGUGUCGAGGUCAUCAUCCUUGUGUGUACCGGCUUGGCAGCCACCCUCUUUUGGCUCCUGUUGACCCUGGUCAUUCGAAAACUCAGAAAGCCCAACGCCCCUGACAUCAAAACAGGAUAUCUCUCCAUCAUCGUGGACCCCGAAGAGGUGCCUCUUGACCAGCAAUGUGACCAACUGCCCUACGAUAGCAGCAAAUGGGAAUUUCCCAGAGAUCGCUUACGGUUGGGGAAGACCCUGGGUCACGGUGCCUUUGGGAAGGUGGUGGAGGCGUCCGCCUUUGGCAUUGACAAAUCUUCAACCUGUAAAACGGUGGCUGUGAAAAUGCUGAAAGAAUGUGCAACAUCGAACGAGUGCAAGGCCCUGAUGUCAGAGCUCAAGAUCCUCAUCCACAUCGGCCACCACCUAAACGUGGUCAACCUACUGGGAGCCUGCACCAAGCCCGGAGGUCCUCUGAUGGUCAUUGUGGAGUUCUGCAAGUAUGGAAACCUGUCCAACUUUCUGCGAGGGAAGAGAGGAGACUUCAUUGCCUUCAAGACCCAGGACACCUCUGAACAAGGGGAAAAGAAAGCAGAGGACUCUGACUGUGAUCUCACGGAGCUCACCAAGCGGCGGUUGGAAAGCGUGGCAAGCACCAGCAGCUCUGCCAGCUCUGGUUUCAUCGAAGACAAGACCUACAGUGACUCGGAGGAGGAAGAGGAAGACUCUGAAGAUCUGUCCAAACGACCUCUGACCCUGGAGGAUCUGAUCUGCUACAGCUACCAAGUGGCCAAAGGCAUGGAGUUCCUUGCCUCCCGAAAAUGCAUUCACCGGGAUCUGGCUGCUCGGAACAUCCUUCUGACUGACAACAACGUGGUAAAGAUCUGUGACUUUGGCCUGGCCAGAGACAUCUACAAGGACCCUGACUAUGUCCGGAAAGGAGACGCCCGGCUCCCACUCAAGUGGAUGGCCCCUGAAGCUAUCUUUGAUAAGAUUUACACUACCCAAAGUGAUGUGUGGUCCUUUGGAGUCCUGCUGUGGGAAAUAUUCUCCUUGGGUGCUUCGCCCUACCCAGGAGUGCAAAUAGAUGAGGAUUUUUGCCUCCGACUCAAGGAAGGCAGCCGGAUGAAAUCCCCUGAGUAUUCAACUCCAGAAAUCUACGAGACCAUGCUUGAUUGCUGGAAUGGUGUGUGCACAGAGAGACCCACUUUCACUGAGCUGGUCGAGCGCCUUGGGGACCUGCUACAGGCCAGUGUUCAGCAGGAAGGCAAAGACUACAUCCCUCUCAACAUGUUUGACAAAGAGCUUGACUUCAAGGUCGGCCCCAUGGAAGAGAAUCUGAACAAUGACCCUACUCACCAGAGCACUGAGGAACACAGCAGUGGCAUCCAGAUGCGUCCCCUGAGCGGCAAGACUUCCAGUGAGGUCCCUGUGGAGCCCAAGAAGACCAGGCCUGAGGAGAACAAGUUGGAGAGCAGGCUGGUGCUGCCUUCAGUGAAGCGCCUGGAGACUCGAUCCUGGCCGUAUGGACUCAUGGCAUUGGCCCUGAGAGCAACCAGCAGAAGCAAGGAGUCUGUGCUGCUGUCUGAGGAGAAGGAGGCUCUGCAGCCCCAGCUGCCAGCCCAGCUGGAUGAGGAUGACCCUCUGGCCUAUGCUCUGGAGGACUCCAUCCUCCUACCCCUGGAUCCAGCCCUCGAGUGCCACAGCCCACCCCCUGACUACAAUUCUGUGGUCCACUACUCUGACUCACCAGUGUAACUUCUGGCCACUCUUUUUCCUCCAUCCAGCCCCUCCCCAUCUCCAUUACAGCAUCCCGCCAUGUCCUUCUCACCCCGCCCCCCCCCCCCAAGAGAAUCAAUCCAUGAGUGCCUCUCACAGCUGUACUGUCCCAGGGACGAGCUGUACAAGAAGGGAAUAGGGAGGGGGGGGAUCUCAAUAGUAAAGUCUCUGCUCUUUCUUUGGGGACCCUGCUGCCCAGAUCAUACAUCAAACCAGACUCCAGAUAGGGAGGCUGCUACUUCUACAGUUUUUGACUACUGCCUCCGCAACCCAUCCAUUACACAGCCAUAUAACCCACACCCACGCCAGGUCACCAUCUUAUAGGUAUCACAAUGGAGGGCCAACCCAUCGUAGCAGGGCUCCAGGCCCCCCAGUCAGAAUACCUAAGGCAUUGAAGGUCUUUCUGAGUCCCCAACACCAAGGAAGACCCUGGUGGAAUUCAACAGUAGAUGCUUGAACAGAGAAGGUCAGAGCAGUAUGUGGUCAAAGCUUCCCCUCAGUUCCCCACCCCCUCCACUGGCUUCCCGCUCUCCCUGGCUACCUCAUGCUGCUGGUGGUCUUCAUCAGGUUCAUUUGACCCAUCCAGCGUCCACUCCAUAGGCUCUACCAAGCAAUGGAUGACCCCGUUCUGUUCCCCAGCUGUACUUAGCACUUUGUUCCCAGAGUUCCCUUUGGGUCCUCCAGGCAUUCCUGAUUAGGUGCUUCAGAUCAUUGUACUGGCACGCAACCAGGCCGUGUGUGUAAACACAUGCCCACAUGUGCUGGGCACACUCAAGCAUCUGCCAAGGAAAGGGCAAUCCAUGAGCCCACCCUUCUGCUUCUACCCUCUGAUGUUGGCCAGGCCCCUUAGGAGAGGACCCCAAGCAGGCUGAGAUUUCUGGAAAUUUCUCCGUGAGAGCUGAUGGCUCUUCACACUUAAUGUGACAAUAUAGGGCAGCACGUGAGGCCAAAGGCAGCCUUGGGCUUAAUCAGAGGUCAGCCCAGUCCAUUGAAUUCAACAAACAUCUACCAAGCACAGAACCUUGCCUUAUUAUACUGGUCAGUGAGAGGACAAUCAGAUUCAAAGCUGAUUGUGUCUAAACCUCUCCUUUACACGUGAGAAAACAGAGGCGGACAGAGGGGAAGUAACUCACCCCAAGUCACACAGCUGGCAAGUGGCAAAGCUAGGAUGUGAAGCCAGGUCUACCAACUCCAGAUCCAGUGCUUUCAACGCCACUGCUUGAUGGGAGGUGGUGAGGGGCAAGGGGAGAGAAGGCUCUAGAAAACCCCUUGCUUCCAUAUAUGAGAGCUGAAGAAGCAAAGAGAGGUUCUAGUCCCUCUGGACCCUCACCAUUUUGAAAAAUUGAACUGAAAUACUCCAAGGCUUGUUGCCUGACCAGUAAUUGACAGUGAUGUCUCUUCCACUGGUCAAAAACUAGACCUCCCAAAGGACUAAGAGUUUAGACAUGGGAGGGCCUGGUGGGAGUCUGGCAUAGGAACCAGGUCAAGGCUGUCUAGCUGUUGCUUGGGCAUUUCUGUUCCCCUAUCCCCCAGCAUCUCACCAUGACCCAACAAUCAUACCUAGAUCUCCCUCUCUCUCUUUCUCUUGGACAUUUCUGUUCCCCCAUCCCCCAGCAUCUCACCAUGACCCAAUAAUCAUAUCUACAUCUCUACAUCUCUCUCUCUCUCUCUCUCUCUCUCUCUCUCUCUCUCUCUCUCUCUCUCACCCCCCACCUGUCUCUCUCU